UUCCAGGAGAGAGUAUGCGCAUGCGUAGUAUUAACAGACCAAACUUCCUGCCAGAUAGUGCUCCUAACAACACAGGAGCUGUGCGAAUUAAUAAGGAGCGUUGACAUAGAAAUCAUAUAAUUUACCAACAUGGGCCCUCUGAGAUACAGAGAGUGAGCGAGUGUGCCGAGAGUUGAUCCCGACAGGCAGAAGGACCUGGUCCUUUUUCCCCUCUUCGCCUACAGACAUGGACGAGUCACAGGACCUGGCUGAGCUACCGAAAAAGAAAGCUCGUCAUGAACCAGGCAUUGGUCAGGAGGGCCAACAGGCUGUAGUAACUAACGAGGACACAGACUCCGCAGAGAGAAAUGACUCAGCUGCUCUGGGGUCAGAGGUCAACACUCCUUACCCCCCUUCCUCUGUGCCUCAUCUCGACGCAGUUUCUGGGAGUAGUGAACAGUCAAGUCAAGACACAGGAACUGGAAACCAAACAUGUGAUACUGACAACUCCUAUACCAACAAUGCUGUGACCUGCAAAGACCUUACUACAACUACAGGCACCGAAUAUACCUCACAGAUCUACCAAGGAAGCAACCCUGCAGUCACCGCCUAUGCUAGCCAAGGGGCCUUCUCCCUCACGCAGUCCUCUGUGUACGGCGCCUUUCCCCAGACCGGACAGACCUAUGGCCUUCCACCUUUUGGUGCCAUGUGGCCUGGCAUUAAAACAGAGACAGGGUUACCCGAGGCGCCCUCUGUUGGCCAACCUGGGUUUCUCAGCUUCAGCACCGCAUAUACCUCUACCCAGCCUGGCCAAGCACACUACUCCUAUCCCAGCCAAGGGUCCUGUUUCACUACAUCCAGUGUGUACACCAACAUCCCCACGGCUAAUGUCACCGCGACAACCACAGCUGCAGCACCUGGCAACACCCAGGAAUUCACGUCCUACAACUCCCUGAACCAGAUUCAGUUUCCCCAGUACUAUGUCCCUCCAACCAGCUACCUGCCCUCUGGGCUGCCCAGCACCGAUGGAGAUGUCUCAGGUGUGGUGGCCGCCGCCGCAUAUCCAGGUGCGAAGGACGAGAAUGCUGUGCCUGCUGGCCUUCCCAAUACCACAGAUCCAUCCCCAGGUGUGGCCCUCCCCACUGGUGCUCGGGAGCAGGAUGACGCCUCACGAAGGAAUCCGCCUGGCAAAUCCAAAGGAAAGGCCAAGAAGGCCGAAAACUCUCAGUCCAUAGACAACGACCUAGAGCGCAUCUUCCUCUGGGAUCUGGACGAGACCAUCAUCAUUUUCCACUCUCUGCUCACCGGCACAUUUGCGCAGAAGUUUGGCAAGGACCCGGCCACUGUGCUCAAUCUGGGUCUGCAGAUGGAGGAGCUGAUCUUCGAGCUGGCAGACACCCACCUGUUCUUCAACGACCUGGAGGAGUGCGAUCAGGUUCACGUCGAGGACAUCGCCUCUGACGACAAUGGCCAAGACCUGAGCAACUACAACUUUUCCACUGACGGCUUCACGGGUCCCAGUGGGGGAGGUGGGUCGGGCCCCACGGCCGCAGUUCAGGGAGGUGUGGAGUGGAUGCGCAAGCUGGCCUUCCGCUACCGCCGUCUCAAGGAGAUCUACAACGCCUACAAAGGCAACGCAGGAGGUCUGUUGAGCCCCAUGAAGAGGGAUCUGCUCCUGAGGCUGCGGACGGAGAUCGAGACGGUGACGGACUCCUGGCUCAGCAUCGCGCUCAAGUCCCUACUGCUCAUCCAGUCCAGGGGGAGAUGUAUGAACGUGCUGGUCACCACCACCCAGCUUGUUCCUGCGCUGGCUAAAGUGCUACUCUACGGGCUCGGAGAGGUGUUCCCCAUCGAGAACAUCUACAGUGCUACAAAAAUAGGGAAAGAGAGCUGCUUUGAGCGCAUAGUCUCCCGGUUCGGGAAGAAGGUGACGUAUGUGGUGAUCGGGGAUGGCCGCGAUGAGGAAUUUGCGGCGAAACAGCACAACAUGCCCUUCUGGCGUGUGUCAGCGCAUGGAGACCUGGUGUCCCUGCACCAGGCCCUGGAGCUGGACUUCCUGUAGAGGACGGAGGAGGAGGAAACAGACAUGGGCCAGAGAGACGGACACAGAAGCAUAGUAUUGUGAGAUGGUGGGGAGGUGUUCGCCUAUACAACUAUAUUCCCAGUCUCUCUCUCUCACACACACACACACACACACACACACACACACACACACACACACACGCGCGCAUACCGACACGCACACACACAGUUAGUAUGUACAAAAUGACUGCUGCCACUAUGGAUUUGAAAGGACCUUGGUGUGCUUGGUGAUGUCAUUGGGAACCAAACUGGAGCACUGGACGACUGGAUCAACUGCCAUUGGACACCUCUUGCUCCUCAUUCUCCCUCUAUGGCAGCUAUCCUCCUCCUCCUCCUCCUUCUCCUCCUCUGGAAGGAGCUGCCUCCUGGGAUUCCCCCAGUCAAGGGAAGGCAGCACACAUGGUGAAAGGAACAGGACAUCUUCUGUUUCACUUUUAAUCUUCUCUUUUCCACCUCUGAUCAUACCCAGUGGAGUCACACACACACACACACACACACACACACACACACACACUCACUCGAGUGCCGCCGGGGAUUGUUGGUCUAGCUGUCGCAUUCUCACCAAAGGAAUGACCAAAGGUCUGCACUGGCAUGGACUGGGGUGUUUUUUUUUUUUUUUUAAUGUUUUUUUUUUUUUUUUCAAGUAUAUUUUUCUGUAGUACCGUAGUUGCAGUCACUCAUGUCAUGACUACAUUUUCUGGCAGUCUUUUUUAUUUUACCAUUCAUUCCAGAGCUUGAAAAAAAAAAAAAAAAUCUCAUUCAACAUGUAACUUACUGAAGCUGUGCAAGGAGUGGUUUUGAAAUGGACACUGCCUGUACAGGUUUUGUUUCCUUGGGACAAACAGGGUUCCCUUUUGUACCAAAAGUCUCCUUAAACCCCAGUCAGCAAAUCCUCCUUCCUCCACUGCGCUGAAGCCAUUUUUGGUGUGGUGUUGGCCUUGCAUUCCCUCCCUGUUCAGUAAGAAUGCUUUUUAAUAAGACAAGCAGCAGGGGAGCUGGUCUGUUUUUAUUGGGACAUGGCAAGCCCAAGCCCAGCUGAUUUAUUUGAAAAGGGCUUGACUGAGAGGAGUCAACUGAACAAUGAACAGGUUUCACCUGCUGUUUGUGUAACCGGUCCAAAAUGGUGAAAAGGAAACUGUGACCUUUUUCUCCUUUCUCUUUAAAUCGCUUUAUAGUAGCAGUGACAACCCCCCACCUCCCUAGCCGCUAAACCCAAAUGUAGGAGUUGUUGUGAGAAUGCACAAGGGUCAUUGACUGACAUCAAUAGAUGUUCCCUGAAUGCCUCAACCUGUUACAACAUGGUCAUACACACCACAUAGAAAUGUUAAGCAAGUGGAGGGAGUCAGGAAAAACAAAAAAAAGCUCAUCAUGAUGUGUUGUUUUUGUGUCUCAUGUUACAUGUUUGGGAGAAGAAAAUGGGAGAAAAACUAAUCAGAUAGUGCAAUAUGUUUCUGGUCAGUGGUAGUGUUUAUUUUUCUGUUUCAAGUGACGUUGUUGUUGUUUUUUUUUUUUUGGAGUGUUUGUGAGCUGAGGCUGGCGAUGGGGGAGAUUCGGUAGAUGUGAAAGACUUCGUCAGCGAGAGAUUAUGACUGAACAAUUCUGAGCCUGAAGUCAAUGGAGCAUUGUUUUUGUUUUGUUUUUUUACUUACAUGCAGCUUGACAAUUAAGAAUGUGUACUCUCUGUUUGUUUGUUGAUUUUGUUUGUUUACUGGGUGUGUGUCUGUAUAUAUUUAUAUUGUGCCUUUUUGAACCCAUAUCUAUGACAUGCAUCAUCUUAAAGGGAUUUAUUGAAAACCGUGUUAAACCUAUUUUACUUUUGUGUAUGAAUUUUGAGUUGAAGUGUUCUGACCACCCCCCCCCCCCCCCCUCCCCCUUUCUUUUUUGUUGGACUUGUAUGCCUUUUAUACCAUUUCUAUUAUAUGUAUGUGUUGAGACAUUUCUUCUUAAGCUAUAAUAACUUUCUAUUCAUACAGGAACAACACUGCACAGGAACCAUCAUGUUUAAAGAGGUUGUUUGAAGCCUACACACACCAUCCUGCUGAUUGUAAAACCUGUUCACUCUCAAAACUGUCCACUCUUUUUGGGUCCGCAUUCUGUUGAAGACGUACUGCAGCGUGCUUUUAAUGCACAGACAAUCACUAACGGUACUCAAGGACGCAGCUGACCGUUCCCAUUGUUCUGGUCAAAGGGGUGUUUGAGGUAUGCUGUUAUAGUUGACGCUGUAGGCUUUCUUCUGUCCAAAUGAGCCCCUUUGCAAAUGCUGAUCUACAGCAUCACGAACAUGACUCUUAUCUUCUGUUAAUAAUAAUAAUAAUAAUAAUCUUUGCGUUGACUUUGGCAUUAUAUAGUACAUACGUAUAUGAACAGUUUUAGGUAUAAGUUAUGUAACAUUACAAAACCUGGUAAAUGCAAUGAAUGCCAUUUUCUUGAUGGGUGAUCAGAACAUUUACAGCUUCUGUAGGCCUAUACGAUACACAACCUGCAACCUCUUGGGGGAAAAACACCUUGUUGAAACACCUCUCUCUUUGAAGAGAUUAAAAAAGCAGCUUGGAAUCAUUUUGCAUUAUGGAAAAGUGAUUUGGAAUACCAGUGCUCAGACUGACCAUUGGAAUUUUGCUUAAAUGUGCAUCAUGUUAUGCAUUGUUACUUUGUAUGUUAACAGCAGAACGUUAUGAAGGCACAUUGCUUAUUUGGACAUAUUGACUGUGUGGGAAGUGAUGAUUCCCAUAUCGUAUGUACAGUGAGACAUUUUGUUUUUUAAAUAACCUCUUUCAACUUGUUUUCGUUGUUUGAUUUUCAUUCUCUCUGAUUGGACCGGAAUACUGUUCAAGGGCCAACAAGGUUUUCCUGUGUACUUGGAUGAUGGCGCGCCUGUCAGUGUAAAUUAAACCUAAAUAAUGGUCA
Messenger RNA from Alosa sapidissima (American shad), 4965 nucleotides. It is a transcript of the gene eya3, whose product is annotated as EYA transcriptional coactivator and phosphatase 3. The record is from RefSeq and is a predicted model, not a curated record. Gene Ontology annotation, biological process: multicellular organism development; negative regulation of extrinsic apoptotic signaling pathway in absence of ligand; positive regulation of DNA repair. The transcript is spliced from 19 exons. The coding region runs from base 227 to 2041 and encodes 604 amino acids. Gene Ontology annotation, molecular function: protein tyrosine phosphatase activity. Gene Ontology annotation, cellular component: nucleus. Lineage: Eukaryota; Metazoa; Chordata; Actinopteri; Clupeiformes; Clupeidae.